CCCGGUCUCUGGAGGAGCCCAGGAAGGAGGCUCUGCUGGUGCCGCCGGGUCAACGGCUGCCGGGACCGGGCUGCGGCAGUCGUUAGCAGGUCAUGUCGGCCGCCCAGGGCUGGGACAGGAACCGCCGGAGGGGAGGAGGCGCGGCUGGCGCUGGCGGCGGAGGUAGCGGGGCCAGCGGGGGUAGUGGGGGCAGCGGGGGUCGGGGGACUGGCCAGCUCAACCGCUUCGUGCAGCUCUCCGGGCGGCCGCACCUACCAGGUAAGAAGAAAAUACGAUGGGACCCAGUUAGGAGGCGCUUCAUUCAGUCCUGUCCCAUCAUAAGGAUCCCUAACAGGUUUUUGAGAGGCCAUAGACCUCCACCAGCGCGCAGUGGGCAUCGCUGUGUGGCCGAUAAUACCAACCUCUAUGUGUUCGGAGGGUAUAACCCGGACUACGAUGAAUCAGGAGGGCCAGAUAAUGAAGACUAUCCUCUAUUCAGGGAGCUGUGGAGGUAUCAUUUUGCCACGGGAGUAUGGCACCAAAUGGGUACAGAUGGCUACAUGCCCCGGGAAUUGGCAUCUAUGUCACUGGUGCUGCAUGGAAACAACCUGUUAGUGUUUGGAGGUACAGGCAUUCCCUUUGGUGAGAGCAACGGCAACGAUGUUCAUGUCUGUAAUGUGAAGUAUAAGAGAUGGGCUUUACUCAGCUGUCGGGGGAAGAAACCCAGUCGUAUAUAUGGACAGGCCAUGGCCAUCAUCAAUGGGUCUCUUUAUGUUUUUGGAGGGACAACUGGCUACAUUUACAGCACAGACUUGCACAAGUUAGAUCUCAAUACCAGAGAGUGGACACAGCUGAAACCCAACAACCUGUCCUGUGACCUCCCAGAGGAAAGAUACAGGCAUGAAAUCGCUCACGAUGGGCAGAGGAUUUAUAUCUUGGGAGGUGGUACUUCCUGGACAGCGUAUUCCUUAAACAAGGAUUAUUAUGAGUUAUUCAUAAUAUGUCAUGUGCUGUGUCCUAUCAGUGUCAUUACUCAUCUGUAUGUAAGUAAUGGAAUUUCUAUGUUUAUGUGUUUGGAAGGUUUUCCUGCAGCCCGAAGAUGUCACAGUUGUGUUCAAAUAAAAAAUGAUGUGUUUAUUUGUGGGGGCUAUAAUGGAGAAGUCAUCCUGGGAGAUAUCUGGAAGUUGAACCUACAGACCUUUCAAUGGGUAAAACUCCCUGCUACCAUGCCAGAGCCAGUUUAUUUUCACUGUGCAGCUGUUACACCAGCUGGUUGCAUGUACAUUCAUGGAGGAGUGGUGAACAUCCAUGAAAACAAACGGACUGGGUCAUUGUUUAAGAUCUGGCUGGUGGUGCCUAGCCUGCUGGAACUGGCAUGGGAGAAGCUGCUCGCCGCCUUCCCCAAUCUAGCAAACCUCUCUCGAACACAGCUUCUGCACCUUGGACUAACACAGGGCCUCAUCGAGCGCUUGAAAUGAGGAUUUCUGGACUGUUCAUUGAUACUGGAAAUGUUAAUUUAAGAGACUCUUUUAUUUAUGGGCAGUGUAGAAUGUGCUACAAAGAGGAUUGGUACCCUGAUCAAGGCCUUAUUCAGAAAAUACAUCAGAUGCCUUUCUGUAAAUUGGUUUUUUAAGUUUAUGGACAUAUCACUUUCCCAUGAGCUUUUUCUUUGCUUCUUUCCCCUCUGCCCUAGUAUACACCCACAUACUUACUCACAUAUUCCCUUUUACUUGAUAGAAGUAAGGGAAAGCCUGAAGGUACCUUAUUAAUUUUCUGAAAUAAGAUGUGAUAAAGAAGUUUUUAAAAAGGAAUUCUGAACAUACUGACCAUGUCAACCAAUGCUCCACAAAUUAAAAUGUUAUUAUUAGCAAAGAUAAAAUUUAAAAAUCCAGCAACAGCUACAAGUAGUAGUUUGGAGGAUAGAAUGAAAGACUAAAUGUUAUAGUCUUGCAGGUUAUCCUUAAACCUGGGUGUUUAAUUUGGUCUUUUCAAGAUAUGUCUGAGUAGCAGGCUCUAAUGGCAGCAGUGGCUGUGUUGCUGCAUGGGUACUGAAACCUGUCCUUUGGCUUUGGAGGAAAGUGAGGUAGCUCAGCAGUGAUUUCUCCUCAUAGUACCAGCAAUGGACAGAGUUGACUUCUCAAAAGACGUGUGUGUGUUAUAGUCUUUAUGUUAUUCUUACAUUGAGAAACUUACAAUUGUCAAAAAAAAGUUUUAAAUUGAAAAACCUGUGAUUGUCAGAGUUCUUUUAGGCAGUUUUGAAAUUUUCUGAUGCUUAUUAAGGUUUUAAAUAUCUCUCUGAAUUCUUCACAGGGAAUUAUAGAUCCUAAACAUGCAGUGUGAAGGCCAGAGUGGGAGAGCGGGACAGCGAGCACCUGUGCCCUUUGGACUUGCUAACUUGGCUUCUACUUUGACUCUCACAUUGGCCAUUUCCUUCUCAGCACUUGUUUCCGUCCCACUCUCUAGACCAUGUCCCUGCCAUUUUCUCAGGCAGGUGGCCCAUGAUUACUCUAGCUUGUUGCCUGUUUUGCUGUCUGCUUCAUUGUGCAAGGUGCUGUUCUUGUCUAGUAAUAGGAUAAAAGGGCUUGAAAGAAAACCCACAGGUUGUCCUUCCUCAUGAACCAAAUAUCAUUUUAAAACUAGCACAAGGAAAGAAUAUCAUUUGCUUUUUUUUUUGGUGUGAAAUUUUAGUUCUGUUUUGUUAAUUCUCAGAAUGACCUAUGUCUUUACAUGCUUUGCCAUCAUACUGCUAGAGGAGGUGAGCAGGCUGCUCUGUGGCCCUGUGGGCACACAGGUGUUCUCAAGGUGCUGAAGGGGCACGGGCAGCACAGUAUGAUGCUCCCACAGUCCCCUGAUUACAGGACACCCACACAGGAGAUUUCAGACAUAUUUUUUCCUUUAAGUGCCUCUUUUCACCCUGCUUUUAAAAUCCAUUUUUCUUUUACCCCAGAAGGAAUCUCUGGCUGAUGUGUAUAUUUGAAAUAUCUUUGAGUUAUGGCUAAAAAGUUACCAUCUGAUGUUCAAUUCUGGGGAAGAGAAAACCAGUUUUCUAUUCUUGGACUCCUAACUUCUAAGCCUUAUUCUGUCUCAUUCAUGUUGGAUUGAGUUCAUAGAACAUGUAUUCUGCAAAGCCUUGUAAGAACUCAGUCUGGGAGUUUGGGUCCUUUCUUGGGGGUAAGAAGUGUGAGGGAGACACAGGAAAAAGAGCAGCUCCCCAUCUUCCCCUACAGCUUGCCAUUCCCAAUCCUGAAGCAUUUAACCUUUUGCCACCAUCUGCUAGGAAAGUCAGUCAGAGCAGCCCCACCAGUUCAAAACAGCCUUGCUGCAUGACUCCAACCUGCUCUCUGGAUAUGUGGUAGAAUUAUAUUCCAAAUUAAACAUGUGAUGCUAUUUAAAGCAUCAAAAGGAUUUUUGCCAUUGAAAUACACAAGGACCAAAGACUGAAUGCUCAAUUUCUACGCUUAGGCUGCCUGGGGCCUUGGGCCAUGGGCAGGUCUCUGCUGCACAGAAAGCUGGAGACAAGAGUCUGAGUCAGUCCAUGCUGGCUGGCAUUUUUAAGAAAACGCUUCUGAGUACAGUCUUCUUCAAGGUAGAUGUUGGAGGCCUGGCACUGAAGCCCUUGUGUGUGACAUUUUCAGAAAAGAACAUGUUCUUGGUCUAAUGUGUCUUUUUAUAACACUAGAAAAUGAUGUGGUACAACCAGCUUGGGAGUAUGGUAGAGUCUCUCAUAUGUGCCUGCUUUCAGUACCAAAUGAGACUGUGUCUGAGUAGUUAGAUGAGGGUGACUGGACUUUAUAGAAGGGUCACUGGGCACUUUACUGGAUCUCUAACCAGCACUUGAAAACAAGUUAUGCUGUUACUUGGUGUGGGAAAGGCUAUGCCUGCUGCUUUUCUGCCUCUCCACAGAACUCCCCUCUUCCUGCAGUCCUGGAAACUGAAGUGCAAUAUAUAGUAAUACCUAUGGAUAUAUACAGAGUAUGUAGGGGAUGUGACUAUAAAGCAGCUAGCUUUUUUUGUAUCUUGAGGAAGCCAGCUCACUACUUUAGAAUAAAAUUAUGACAACAGUUGUCAUUGUGAUCACUUGGCUCUUAGCAAAGCUGAAUUUUCAAGUCCAUGUUUUUUUACUCCAGUUCAUAGAGACUUACUGUUCCUUGGGUUCAUUAGAGUUGAAAUUUUUCUCCAGUUACCUUUGUACUAUGUCCUGUGUAUAUAUGUCCUGCCCAGGAACAAGGAAGUCCACUUGUAAGGCAUUUCUUAAGUGGAGAAUCAAAACCUAAUAUUUAGUGCUGUCAGUUCUUUCAUAUAUACACAAACUUAUCUGAAACUGUACUACCUUAUUAAAUGAUGAAAAUGCUUUCCUCAUUUUAUGAAGUAUUUGCCAUGCCCUGAAUAUAUUGCAAACUGAUGUAGACUAGAUUGAGAUUUUAAUCAUUGUCCAGGGGCCAAAUAAAAUCCUUUCCACUGGCAGAAUCUUUUUUUCAGGGCCCCAAUCACAUGAAGAACAAAUUUGCUCUACACCAGUCACAUCCAUUGCAUAGUGAGAUUUUAAGGUAUAAAAAUAAACAUAUUAACAUUUCUAAGCAAAAGGUAUGUUGACAGUGACCUUUGGGUACCCAGAGCAGCAAGAGUAAAAAGCUCAGAUUACAGAAGUCUGUAGAUAAUCAGUGUUUCAAAUUUUCUAUCAAACUGUUGACUCAUUUAUAUCUCUUUUUCCACUUAGUCCCAUUCCCAUGGCCACUUCCUUUUCAGUGGAAUGAGGCAUUAGGACAGGGAACAUCACAGAGGGGCUAGCAACUAGCAAAUACAUAUGCAGCCCAUGUUGCUAUACUUGGUUCAUUAUUGGCGCUACUGUGAGGAGCCACAGUUGGUAUCCCUGAGUUUAGGUAUCAGUCUUGGGCACCAUCUCCUGCCAGGUCCUAGACUGACUCCCCUAAACCACCAGAGAACUCGUAGCACCUGUGGGAAGAACAAGCUGUGUGUGAAAGGCACAGGGAUCCCAUCAUUUUAACACAUUUCUUUGGCUCUUGACAAAUCCUUGCUGUUUUGUUUCUUCCUUUGGUGAUACUGUCUCCACCAUAUAGCCUGGCAUAUAAGAAAGCUUGGAUUACUCUCUGACUGUGUUGGUCUGUAUACCCUAAAAAACCACUUUGUUUUUACGUGUUGUUAUGGAUGUUUAGAGUGGCACUCUCUACUUGCCAGCAAUCUGAUGUAGCACAAAAAGCCAUUUUUCUUUUUCUUUCCUUUCAUUUUUCUGGCAUUGAGCUCCAGGGUACAUGAUGGCUUAUGGCCUUAUGACCAUAUGUUCCAAAAAAUGGUCACCAUAAGUUUAAAUUUUGUUGGUUCCCUGAAUGCCUUGGAACUCUCAGAAUGUUGGCAGGGCCUGGGGAAGGCUGCUUGGAGCUCUGCAGCCUCGAUGUGCCGGCACCAGAUCAUGCGCAGCAGUGGCAUUUCCCUUCUGAGGUUGGAGACUUGGUGGAGAACAACCUUUCCUCAUCUGGUGUUAUGAACAGAAGUUCUAAGUCAUGCUUAAAAAGUAAUAUUCAUCUUUUUGGUGUAAAUUUCAUGUUUUUAAUUUUUUAAAAACUUGUGAAAAGUUCUUUAUUGGCCCUGCUUAGUCAGUGUACAGGGUGAGUCAGAGGCAGUUUUCAGAGAGAAAGCCAAUUUCACCAAGCGGUAGUGACUGCUGAUUUCCUAAUUAAACAUCUAGAAUAUAAAGGAGGCAUCAGAAAAUAUGCUGACUCUCCCUAAGGCCCCUGCCAUGCAAAGAGCUGCACAGGGAAAUGCAGGCACCUCCCUGUAACAGCGCCUAUGGUGGCAAGCCACUGGGAGAACCAAGCAUGAAAGAGGGGCCUCUCUAAAUCAUGUCUCUGAGGGGUGAGCCCAGGCUUCGCUCUUUUCGCAGGGUAUGCUAAGGCCACACACAAUGCUUGCCUUACUUUAAAGCUAUUUGCCACAGUCCUGUUCAAUAGUGUGGAAGUCCUUUUGCAGUCUGGUGUGCAUGCCAUAUGAUCAGGACAGCUUUUCCAUCAGGAAAUAUACUGAAUUUAUUCUGAAAUGUCCAAUCUGUAUUUAUGUACCUUGUCAGUGUUUUGCUGUUGGUUUUCUAAAACAAUCUGAUCAAUAAAUCUUAUUCA
This is a messenger RNA of Octodon degus (degu), 6110 nucleotides long. RefSeq names its product kelch domain containing 10 (gene Klhdc10). Lineage: Eukaryota; Metazoa; Chordata; Mammalia; Rodentia; Octodontidae. Gene Ontology annotation, biological process: positive regulation of stress-activated MAPK cascade. Gene Ontology annotation, molecular function: protein binding. The transcript has 9 exons. Bases 93 to 1457 code for a protein of 454 amino acids. The record is from RefSeq and is a predicted model, not a curated record.